GAUUUCCCCACGAAACUCCCCGGAAUCGUUUCAGGCUCGGACGGCGAAGGCCAGCUGGCCGUGAUGGUCUACGUCCACGGCGAGAGCUUCGAGUGGGGCUCGGGGAAUCCGUACGACGGGAGCAUCCUCGCCUCGCACGGGCGAGUCGUCGUCGUCACGCUCAACUACCGGCUCGGGGUCCUCGGGUUCCUGAAGACGAGCGGCCGGAACGAGCAGCAGGGGACUGGACUGCACGACCAGCUGGCGGCGCUGCACUGGCUGCAGGAGAACGUCGGGGCCUUCGGGGGGGAUCCGGCACGGAUCACCAUCUUCGGGCACGGCACCGGCGCGGCCCUCGUCAAUCUGCAUCUGCUGUCGAAGAUCACUAAAGGGAUCAUCCGGCGAGCGAUCCUGAUGAGCGGCUCGGCGCUGAGUCCCUGGGGAUUCCUCAGGGACCCGCUCGAGACGAAGAAGCAGGUGGGAGAGUCGCUCAACUGCAGCCUGGAGAGGCCGGACAGGGAGGACCUGGCGCCUUGCCUCAGACUCAAGUCGCUCUUCUCCCUGCUCAACGCGGAGCCGGCUCCGCCCGCGUUCACGCCGGCGUACGGGCCGUUCGUGGACCUCAACAUGGUCGUGUCGAGUCCGGAUUACCUGCUGAGGCGUUACAAGGGCGAGACGGACCUGCUCGUGGGCGUCACGACCGCCGAGAGCUUCCUGGACCUCAACGACCGCGACGUCAAGUUCGGCUUCGAGGAG
Molecule: messenger RNA, 735 nt
Organism: Darwinula stevensoni
Lineage: Eukaryota; Metazoa; Arthropoda; Ostracoda; Podocopida; Darwinulidae
Source: the annotation of a GenBank genome assembly